UGAGAACGAGUACCAGCGCUCAACUAAGGCAAGCGGGCUUGCCACUGUGCGCUCGCGCUACACAAAUGCAAGCAAAAUAAUUGGCAAAUGCUGUGACAGACAUGUUGAUGUGCCUCAAUACAUUGCUUACUCUCUGUGCUUAUCAAUCUGAGUUCUGGCAUGGGCGCUUGCUUAGCACUUCCUGGCGACCUCCUAAUAACAGAUCGUUCGGUGACCAUCUUCACUUCUUUCGUACUACAAAUAAGCACUUCGGUUUGAGUCAUGAGUUCACCCAGCUUGCUGGUCCGGCUUCGCCGGAACGGCAUCCUCUUCCAACGAGCGCUUUGGCAGCGGCAGCGAGGCCAGUGACAGGCUGCCACAACUUGAUAGGCCUCCUGACUCGUUUCACAUGGUCUCGAGACUACCGCAUCUGCAAAAGGAAAGCCAUCGGACGCGGAGAGUGCACCAUACUGAGACUACACCGAUGUGGCCAAGGGUUACAGCAUGCCCCUCUUUCCCAGGGGAUCCGAGGGGCGGCCCAGGCUGCAUCCACACCACCGAGCAGUUUGUCAGAUACGAGAUGUACGUCCGGCUAUACUCGCAAUGCUGUGGCGAGCCCGAAGAUGUUCAAUGUCCAUGCUAGCUUCGUGCAACGACGGAUUGGGGCUGGCUUGAUGCAAUCCUCAAUUUCAUCGCUGCAGCCAUCGUAUGUCCAGUCUGGCUGCAUGCUUGACUUUAUCGAAACUCUGUCUCUGUGGGACAGUCGUUGCAUGUUUAGCGCGCUGUACGCUGUACGCUGAUUACAUGGAUGCAAUCGCUGACGGCCACUUGACCAGCUUGAUCCAGGUACAUAAGGAUGUAUCUAGGAGGUCAGCAGAACCAUCGUUAGUGCGCAGCGAAUCAAUCAGGAAGUCGGCAAUUUUACGUACCGAUCAGAGUUCGGAGCGGCUCGCGCUUAGACUAAUCCUGGGUUUUGCUGUAGGCUCCGCAAGUUC
Boeremia exigua is the source of this 974-nucleotide messenger RNA. RefSeq lists its product as uncharacterized. The record is from RefSeq and is a predicted model, not a curated record. NCBI's taxonomy places the organism in Eukaryota, Fungi, Ascomycota, Dothideomycetes, Pleosporales, Didymellaceae. Bases 102 to 779 code for a protein of 225 amino acids. The transcript has 2 exons.